AUGUUGGCUACACUCUUAUAAGAAAUGGUUCUAUACAGAACCAAUAGGUUCUACAUAGAACCCCAAUGAGACCUUGUUUCUGGAUGAUGGAACUGCAGAAUAGAGCAGGCCAAGAGUAGAGGAUUUGUAUUUGUAGUACCGUGAACUGCCACAGAAGGACGCCCUCUGACAAUUUAAACAUGCCCUCCUGAUUUGCAUAGGCAAAUAAUGUUCUAUAUAUUUAUUGAGAGGAAACAUGCUAUUUAUAGCUCAACGGUGUCCAACAAAGUAGGAUAUUUAUCAAUGAACUUAGUAUUUAGAAUCAAGUGGCGAAGCGUCGCAGCGGUCUAAGGCACUGCAUCUCAGUGCUUAAGGCGUCACUACAGAUACCCUGGUUUGAAUCCAGGCUGUAUCACAACCGGCCGUGAUUGGGAGUCCCAUGGGGCGGCGCACAAUUGGCCCAGCGUCGUCCGGGUUUAGCCGGUGUAGGCCAUAAUUGUAAAUAAGAAUUUGUUCUUCAACUGGCUUGCCUAGUUAAAUAAAGGUUACAUUUUCAAGAACAUAAGUAGCUGUACUCUUAUAGCCUAGAUUUAUAUAUCAAAUCGUUUGUUUCUUUAGCGCCACAUUUUGUUCACUAUCAUUAUCAUCCCAAAAUGGUUAAAUGUUCUAUCCUAGGCUCCUACUACAUACCAGGCCUCUUUAAUUAGUCUAGGAACGAAGCUAUACAAAAUAUCUCCACUCAAGAUUAGAAUCGAAUGAGAGAAGUGCCCCCACUUUAUGGAGGUACAGUUUAAUUAGGUGAAGGUUCUUUGUAGGAAAUUAAAAAUCUGAUUAGCCUGGCUCGUUCUCGUUCACGAACAGACGGGGAUUACCAAAGCCCCUCUUACUAUUGUAAAGCAUACGUCAGCAAAUUAAAAAGACUAUCCACCCAUUUCUAGAGCGGAUAAAUACAGCCCAGACAUAGCCUACUACAACACCUCACCCAGGCUACACCAGACGUAUCCUAGUCCUAAAUGUGAAUACCGCAGGUAAUUCCACGUAUUGUUUACGAUUCAUCUCCGCUGCAUGUGGAGUGUGAGUGUGGACACAUAGAAAUAUGUUGACUGAGUCACUGCUGCCACGACGCUGACACAUUCCAGGAGAGGAGGACUGUCCGGGCUGCCUCUCUUCUGAUAAGCAUCCUAUGGUAUUCUGUACAAGUCAAGAUGGCGGUGUCGGCAACGGAAAGGGACGCAAUAAAUACUGAAGAUGACCAUCACAACGAUUCGUUCGGGAACCCCGGGCUUAUCUCGCCGGAUAGGGAGGACAUUGCACGGCUUCUGAAGGUGCCAUUCAGCGGCCGCAUCAGAGGUGGUAUGAGGCCGGGGAAGAAGGUCAUUGUCAUGGGCAUUGUUGAUCUGGAGCCAGACAGCUUUGACGUCAGCCUGACUUGCGGCCGCGGCACAGAGAAGGAGGAGCCACAGCCGGAUGUGGCCCUGAAACUCAGCGCUCGAUUCGCUGAGCACCAGUUUCUGCGUAACUCCCGCGUCUCGGGAAAAUGGAGCGAGGAGGAGAAGUCUAUCGACUACUUCCCCUUCAUCCCUGACCAGCCCUUCAGGGUACCUGUUACACUGAUCCUAACCCCUAACCUGACCAGCCCUUCAGGAUUGAGAUCCACUGCGAACACACGCGCUUCCGGAUAUUUGUGGACGGAAAUCCGCUCUUUGACUUUUUUCACAAAGUGAAAUCUUUGCCGUCCAUCGAUACAGUGAGGAUAGAAGGGGUCUACAGAUCACCAAGCUAGGUUAACCAACCCAGCUGCUAUGCCAGUGUGUGACACAACAAGAACUCAAUACAGGUGAACACACACACCUGUUACUACAAUACCCACAAUGCAACACUGCAGCGACAGUGGGCCUAGCGCUUUGGAAAGGCCUCGCCCAUCCCGGUUUGGUUCUGCCGUCACUCCUCUUCUUCUUUCCCCUUUAUCUUGUCACGUCUCAACCAAGAUCUGACGUUAUUGUGACCUUCCUAAUUGUUGGUUGAAUGGUUGCAAUGCAACGCAGCUCUGUGUGUCUUUGUUCUGAAAGAAUUCCUUUGUUUUCUUCCUCAGUUCUGUGUGUGUCAGGGAUCUCACAAUAUAAACGCCUGCUCAUGGUUACCAAGCAUCCUAUGGGGAUUUUGCUGAGAGAGGGGGCCCCAUUCCAAAUGUAAUAGUGCACUGCUUUUGGGGCACUUAUUGGGCACUAGAGUGCUAUUUGGGACACAGCCGUAGAGCACUCAAAAGUAUUUGCUUUCAUGUGGAGAAAUCCUACAAUUCUCAGGAGGUUUCUCAGGAAUCAACACUAUUUAUCACGUAUAACAUCAUCACUGUAAAUGAGGGUUAUUUCGUGGGGUUGACAAGCUCAAUAUUAUGGGAGCUUCCAUUUUUCCACUCCCUCCCUGUUCUUGAAUUGGGUUUUAUUGGUUGGUUGGUUGUCAUGGUUAUUGGCAUCCUAACUCAAUGACCUACAUACAGAGGUUGCAUUCUAAAUUGCAUUCUAUUCCCUAUAUAGUGCACUACUUUGAUCAGGGCCUAUUGGGCUCUGGCCAAAAGUAGUGCACUACGUAGGGAAUAGGGUGCCAUUUGGAAAGGGAAAUGAGGAUUAUAUUGUGGAGUCUCAGCAAGAUGUACCGUAGCAGCUUAUUGAUUGAAAUGUCUUGUAACUGUAUGCAAUGUAUUAAUGGUGGUUCUUACUCACAGUUUCAGUUCAUUGCAACCAUUCUCCUCCUGUAGAUAUAGAUAUUGCACUGACAUAGAGCUAUGUGGUAGUGAAUAGAAUGUAUUGUUAAUUUGGAGCUUCGUUUACAUUGCUUAUUUAACAGUGAUGAAUGAUUGGUUCAUUUAAAGGGGUAGUUCACCACAAAAUCCAAGUUUAUCAGAUGUGUUUUAUACCUCAACUGUUCUGUGUGGAGCUAAUAAACUGGAAUUAGAGGUGCCAA
Oncorhynchus keta (chum salmon) is the source of this 2940-nucleotide messenger RNA. RefSeq names its product galectin-related protein-like. The transcript is spliced from 5 exons. The record is from RefSeq and is a predicted model, not a curated record. NCBI's taxonomy places the organism in Eukaryota, Metazoa, Chordata, Actinopteri, Salmoniformes, Salmonidae. Gene Ontology annotation, molecular function: carbohydrate binding. The coding region runs from base 1185 to 1703 and encodes 172 amino acids.